AUGAUGCUAACCAGGCAAAAAAGCAAUAUGUCGUUUUCCAAGCCUUCAGUUUUCUUCCUUGUGUUUUUGCUUUUUUCUCUGUUCCAAGCACCUGCUUUUGCAGUAAGAAAGUCUUAUAUAGUGUACUUGGGAUCCCAUGCACAUGGUCCAGAGGUUUCUGUAGCUGAUCUUGAUCGGGUAACUGAUUCUCAUUAUGACUUACUCGGAUCAUUCUUGGGAAGCCACAAGAAGGCCAAGGAUGCAAUUAUCUACUCGUACAGAAGGAAUAUCAAUGGUUUUGCUGCCCAACUUGAAGAGGAAGAGGCAGCUGAAAUUGCGAAGCAUCCAAAAGUUUUGUCAGUUUUCUUAAACCAAGGGAGAAAAUUACACACAACUCAUUCGUGGGAAUUCAUGUUACUGGAAAAAGAGGGUGUAAUUCACCCCAGUUCCUUGUGGAAGAAGGCCAGGUUUGGUGAAGACGCAAUCAUUGGGACUCUUGACACUGGUGUUUGGCCUAAAGCGGAGAGCUUCAGUGACGAAGGUUUUGGACCCAUCCCAUCAAAGUGGAAAGGAUUCUGUCAAAAUGAUACCAGUGAUGGAGUCCCCUGCAACAGGAAGCUAAUUGGAGCAAGAUACUUCAACAAAGGCUAUGCUUCGUAUUCGAGGCCACUCAACUCUUCAUUUGAAACGGCACUUGACCAUGAGGGUCAUGGCACUCACACGCUAUCCACAGCAGGCGGGAACUUUGUUCCAGGUGCAAACGUAUUUGGUGUGGGCAAUGGAACUGCAAAAGGUGGUUCACCUAAAGCGCGAGUAGCUGCCUACAAGGUGUGUUGGCCACCAAUUGAUGGUAAUGAAUGCUUUGAUGCUGAUAUAAUGGCAGCCUUUGAUGAGGCCAUACAUGAUGGCGUUGAUGUGCUUUCGGUGUCACUCGGCGGCGAACCCUAUAACUAUCUUGAUGAUGGCCUUUCAAUCGGGGCAUUCCAUGCUUUUAAGAAAGGUAUCGUUGUAGUAUGCUCAGCUGGAAAUUCUGGUCCAACACCUGCAACUGUCUCAAAUGUUUCACCUUGGAUAAUAACUGUUGGAGCAAGCACGUUGGAUCGAGAGUUCCGAGCUUUUGUUGAACUCCGGAAUGGGAUGCGAUUCAAGGGAAAAAGCAUGUCUAAACCUUUGCCAGAAGAUCGAUUCUACCCACUUAUUAGUGCUGCACAGGCUAAAGCUGCUAAUGCAUCUAUUAAUCACGCUUUGCUCUGUAUGGGGGGAACUCUGGAUCCUGAAAAGGUGAAGGGUAAAAUUUUGGCCUGCCUGAGGGGGGAAACUGCAAGAGUGGACAAGGGCGAACAAGCAGCUCUUGCUGGUGCAGUAGGGAUGAUUCUUUGCAAUGAUAAGUUCGAUGGUAAUGACACUGUUGCUGAUCCUCACGUGUUACCAGCGUCACAUAUUGGUUAUGAAGAUGGUGUUGCUGUCUUUGCCUACAUCAAUUCUACCGAUGAUCCAUUGGCAUUUAUAACGGCCCCAACAGCACAACUUUACACAAAGCCUGCCCCAUUCAUGGCCUCAUUCUCGUCCAAAGGGCCUAACAUUAUUACACCCGAGAUUCUCAAGCCUGAUGUUACUGCUCCUGGAGUGGAUAUCAUAGCUGCCUUCACCGAAGCAAAAGGCCAAACAGAAGAACCUUCAGCUCCUUUUGCCAUAAUGUCUGGCACAUCUAUGUCUUGCCCUCAUGUUUCUGGGGUUGUCGGCCUUCUUAAGACACUCCAUCCUCACUGGAGCCCAUCUGCAAUAAGAUCCGCAAUCAUGACAAGUGCAAGAACAAGGGAUAACACUGUGAAUCCCAUGCGCAAUGAAUCCUCUGUGAAGGCAACUCCGUUUGAUUAUGGUGCUGGCCACAUGCGACCAAACCGUGCCAUGGAUCCUGGCUUGGUAUAUGACUUAACCACCAAUGAUUAUUUGGACUUUCUCUGCAAUAUUGGCUACAAUCAGACCUCCAUUGAACUCUUUUCCGGGUCUCCUUAUGAAUGUCCCAAGGCGACCAGUCUUUUGGAUUUCAACUAUCCAUCCAUAACAGUCCCUCAACUCUCUGGGUCUGUUACUGUGACUCGAAAGCUGAAGAAUGUUGGUUCACCAGGCACCUAUGCAGCUCGUGUCCGGGAGCCAAGUGGAAUUUCAGUUCAUGUUCAUCCUAAGAAGUUGACAUUUGAUCAAAUUGGAGAAGAGAAGAGCUUUAGGUUGACCCUGGAAGCUAAGGGACAUGCCGUGGCUGAAAACUAUGUUUUUGGAGGGAUAACUUGGUCAGAUGGCAAGCACUACGUAAGGAGUCCAAUAGUAGCUGCUACUGCUGCCUCUUAG
This is a messenger RNA of Alnus glutinosa, 2328 nucleotides long. RefSeq names its product subtilisin-like protease SBT5.4. NCBI's taxonomy places the organism in Eukaryota, Viridiplantae, Streptophyta, Magnoliopsida, Fagales, Betulaceae. The record is from RefSeq and is a predicted model, not a curated record. Gene Ontology annotation, molecular function: serine-type endopeptidase activity. Gene Ontology annotation, biological process: proteolysis. Bases 1 to 2328 code for a protein of 775 amino acids. The transcript is spliced from 11 exons.